CCCUGACGCUGUGAAACUGUACUGAAGCAGUCCUGGUUUUCCAGACGCGCAGUUUGUCAGAGCGCAGCGCACCGCGGAGCGCGCAGCUACGGACGCACCUGAACAGACGGAGUGGAGCGCUGUGACCAUCAGCGAGCUGGAAACGGCUUCUCACCUGUUCCGAGCCCAACACACACGUACACACGCGCGCUUCUCUGUAACAUCUGCCACGUCGCCUCUGAUGAUGAGAGAGGGACAGUCUGACGGAGUCUUUGCGGGUAUGGAGCAAUAUUUCUACCUGUUUGACGUCUCCGGUGGAGCAGAUGAUUGAUUGUUUUUAGCGCUGGUAUUUUUGAUCAUUUAAACGGUGACUUUGAGAAGCCUUGAAACUCCGGUGCGGGCUGUGUGAGCUCAGUGUUUAAUUCUCACUACAAUGUCCCAGACCAUCUGCGUGGAAAACUUAAAGGCAUGCUGCACAUUGAGGGGCGCGUUCGUGCGAGCGGGCUGAAACAGAUGGACACAAGCCCAGCAACACACCGGAGACGUGCUGUGCUGUUGAAUGGGUGACGAGCUCCGAAUCACGUCACGAACCCCGUGAAACCCCUUCCCACCGCAUUGUGCAGGACAGGGUCCCCCCAGGAGAGUUGCAGGGAUGUACCAGGAGGUGGCCUUCCUGGCAGGGAGCACUGACCACCAGUUCACCACAUUCAAAUUUAACCGCGUAGAGAACCCGCAAGAGGUCUCAUCCAAGAAGGGUUUGUUCUAUAAACGUGCCCAACUCCUGCUUCAGCCUCAGUCCCACCAGCAGGAUGGAGGUGAGAUUGGCCUGGCUGAUGGGGCAGCCAUCAUCAAUGUGGGGGGCAUUAAGUACCACAUCCCCUGGUCCACGCUCGAUGAGUUCCCUCUGACACGACUGGGCAAGCUACGCACUUGUAGCAAUGAAGCCGAGAUCAUGGAUGUGUGCGAUGAUUAUGACGGCAGCUGCAAUGAGUAUUUUUUUGACCGAAACCCGUCUGCUUUCCGCAUCAUUGUGACUUUCUUGGCAGCUGGAAAGCUGAGGCUUCUGAGGGAGAUGUGUGCCCUGUCCUUUCAGGAGGAGCUGCUGUACUGGGGGGUGGAGGAGAACAACCUGGACUGGUGCUGCCUCAGGAAGCUGCGAUUAAGGCAGGAGGAGUACAAGGAGCAGCAGAGGCUUGAGGAGGAGGAGGUUGAGCUCAACACGGUACAGUCCUGCGAGGAGAGCCAACAGCCUCUGGGAGGACCUGAAGAGAGCUUUUCAGGAGGCUGCAUGCGGAGGCUUAGGGAUAUGGUGGAGAACCCCCACUCGGGCCUGCCGGGGAAGAUCUUCGCCUGUCUCUCAGUCUUAUUUGUAGCCAUCACUGCUGUGACGCUGUGUGUCAGCACCAUGCCUGACCUCAGAGAGGAGGAAGAGAGAGGCGAGUGCUCCCAGAGAUGCUAUAACAUCUUUGUUCUGGAGACAGUGUGCGUCGCCUGGUUCUCCCUGGAGUUCCUGCUGCGCUUCAUUCAAACUCAGAGCAAGUGUAUGUUUCUGCGUACGCCAUUAAAUGUCAUCGACGUGGUGGCCAUACUUCCUUACUACAUCACCCUCAUCGUGGACUCUUUGUCGGUGGGCGGGAAACCUGCAGGCUCAGGGAACAACUAUCUGGAGAAGGUGGGGUUAGUUCUCAGAGUUCUCCGAGCGCUACGAAUCUUUUACGUCAUGAGGUUGGCCCGCCACUCCUUAGGCUUGCAGACCCUUGGUCUAACGGUGAGGCGGUGCACUCGUGAGUUUGGCCUGCUGCUGCUGUUCCUGUGCGUGGCCAUGGCUCUUUUCUCACCACUCGUGUUCCUAGCAGAGAGCGAAAUGGGCGCCAAGCAGGAAUUCACUAGCAUCCCUGGUAGCUACUGGUGGGCGGUCAUCUCCAUGACCACGGUUGGCUAUGGGGACAUGGUGCCCAGAAGCAUCCCUGGCCAGGUGGUGGCGCUUAGCAGCAUCCUGAGUGGUAUCCUCCUCAUGGCCUUCCCUGUCACAUCCAUCUUUCACACCUUCUCCCGUUCCUAUGUUGAGCUGAAGGAGGAGCAGAGCCGGGCGCUCAGGCAGAAGCCGGACUCGCAGGACAGCACCAAGUCGCAGAACAGCGAGGACUCCCAGGAGACGGACAGCUACCACGGCAUCACAGAGGCCACAGCUUCAGCCAUCCAGCGGAGAAAGUCCAUGGCUGCUCAGAGGGCAGCUGAGAUCAGAGCGUCCAUGAAGACUUAGCCACUCUGUCAGCCUGUCUGUGUUCAAGCGGCAGCCUGGGAGGCCGUGAUACCCAGCACUGGGACUUCAAAUAUGACAAGCUGUGGGACUGCGAACAGGGAUGAGAUUUUCUCUGUUGAGUUUGGGGUUUCCGCUUUGAUCGUGUGAAGUGCUUGUGCACCAGAGUGUGUCUGAAUUUCACGAUUCAUGAUUUUAAAAUAUGGGAAAUGACACAAUAUUCACAAAUUAACAACUAAAAAGAAACAAAGAAGCUGCCUGAGACAGAACUCUCACUGACUGCGAUUCAGAUAAGUCUGUGGAAAGAAAAUCUGAUACCAAAACACGUGUGUUGUUGUUCAGACCUCAGAUCAAUAGUUCAUGUUCCUCAUGUAGCUGCGUUGAGUGGAUUGU
Molecule: messenger RNA, 2632 nt
Organism: Archocentrus centrarchus (flier cichlid)
Lineage: Eukaryota; Metazoa; Chordata; Actinopteri; Cichliformes; Cichlidae
Gene: kcng2
Product: potassium voltage-gated channel, subfamily G, member 2
Exons: 3
Coding region: 632-2242 (536 amino acids)
Biological process (GO): protein homooligomerization; action potential; potassium ion transmembrane transport
Cellular component (GO): voltage-gated potassium channel complex; membrane
Molecular function (GO): voltage-gated potassium channel activity
Source: RefSeq, a predicted model, not a curated record